GUUAAUGUCAUCUUUUGAUAAAGCUAGGAAAUGGAUGUGGGAAACAAUUUUCACAAAUAAAGGACUGGGUUUAGCAUGCGCUGGUGUAAUUGCACUAGAAUCGAUACUCACGCCUCUUAUCGUCAAAUAUGUACCCUAUACAGAAAUCGACUGGAAAGCGUAUAUGCAACAAGUUAAAAUGUUCAGAGAGGGGAGUAUCACUCAUUACGAUCAAAUAGAAGGCGAUACUGGUCCAUUAGUAUAUCCAGCAGCUCAUGUAUACUCCUAUACAGCAUUAUACCACCUAACAAACGCUGGUACGGAUAUCGAACUAGCACAAUACAUAUUCACUGGUAUCUAUCUUCUGACGCUAACCUUGAUUUUGGGUAUCUACUGCAAGACCGAAGCUAUACCUCCAUACAUAUUACCUUUAUUGGCACUAUCUAAACGCUUACAUAGUAUCUACGUACUCAGAUUAUUCAAUGACGGGAUUGGAAUGUGUAUAUUCUACGCUUCUUUGUUAGCUCUUAUUUAUAGAAGACAUCUUCUAUCCGCUGUACUUUUCAGUUUGGCAGUUGGAGUCAAAAUGAACGUCUUACUAUUCUUACCAGCAUAUGCACUGAUAUAUACACUUCAAAGUGGCUUAUUCGGUUGCCUCAGGCUGGGGAUAAACAUGCUUACUAUCCAAGUACUGUUAGCGCGUCCAUUUUUGCGUACAGAUAGUAAAGCAUACGUCAGUAGAGCAUUCAAUUUAGGACGUCAAUUUCUGUUUAAAUGGACUGUCAACUGGAGAUUCAUUAGGGAGGACAUAUUUUUUAGUAAAAGCUUUGCUUGGAGUUUGUUAGGUGUACACGCCGUAUUACUCCUUUCGUUCGCUUUGUUUAAGUGGUUGCCUAGAGAUGGCGUGACUGCUCUCGAAGUAAUCAAACACACCCUUAAAUACCCAUCAAGGCGUCCUACUGCUCGACUCUUGAAUGCAAAAGAGAUUAGUCAGAUUGUUUUCACCUGUAAUUUGAUAGGAAUCAUCUGUGCAAGAUCAUUGCACUACCAAUUCUAUUCGUGGUAUGCGCACCAGAUACCUUUUUUAGCAUAUACUACGCGAUAUCCGUUGGUUUUUAAGAUAGCACUUUGUGUGGCAAUUGAAUAUGCGUGGAAUGUAUUCCCAUCUACGGAUAUCAGUAGCAGUGUAUUACUCGCAUCUAACGUGCUACUAUUAGCUGGACAGGCGUACUCAUAAGAAUUUUGUAGUAUACGUGCAUUUU
Molecule: messenger RNA, 1241 nt
Organism: Wallemia mellicola CBS 633.66
Lineage: Eukaryota; Fungi; Basidiomycota; Wallemiomycetes; Wallemiales; Wallemiaceae
Product: ALG3 family protein
Exons: 7
Coding region: 5-1216 (403 amino acids)
Cellular component (GO): endoplasmic reticulum
Molecular function (GO): dol-P-Man:Man(5)GlcNAc(2)-PP-Dol alpha-1,3-mannosyltransferase activity
Source: RefSeq, a predicted model, not a curated record